Messenger RNA from Sungouiella intermedia, 894 nucleotides. The record is from the annotation of a GenBank genome assembly. Lineage: Eukaryota; Fungi; Ascomycota; Pichiomycetes; Serinales; Metschnikowiaceae.
AUGCCUAACUACCAAUCGUGGCUCGGAGAGCUCAACAACGACACCAGACUCUCUUCCCUCUCCAUUCCAGGCACCCACAAUUCGUUUGCCUAUCACACUGCUUUACCAUCAGUGCAAUGCCAGGGCGAAUCUGUCACUGACCAAUUGAGACAUGGAGUUCGUUUCUUGGAUGUCCGUGUCGGCAAGCAUCCAUUGAAGUCGGGAGAUGAGGCCAAUGAGUUGACUGUGGUGCAUGGCAAGUUCCCAGUAAAGAUUCCCUUCCCAUUGAAGCUUUCCGAUGCUUUGGAUGAGGUUUACGACUUUGUGCGUGACAACAACUCUGAGACGGUGAUUGUGUCGCUCAAGCAGGAAGGAACUGGUGAGUGGAACAACGACCAGGAUGAGUUUGGUAAGUUGAUUUGGGACAAGUACAUUGGACCAAACGAGAACAAGUGGUACUUGGGAUCAGAGUUGCCAAACAUCGGUAGUGCCAGAGGAAAAGUGAUUCUUUUCAGAAGAUUUGGUGUGCGUGAUGACAGAGGCGGAAACUAUGGAUUUGAUGCUGCAUCGUGGAAGUAUAACACCACCGAGGAUGAUCGGGGCCGUUUCUGCGUCCAGGACUUCUGCGAGAUCCAAUCUGCUGACGAUAUCCCCAAGAAGGUGGAAUACGUGAAGAAUUUGGCCAGAAAGGCUUCUGAUUACAACUCCACGUCCACGGACAACAAGUUGUUUGUGAACUUUACGUCUGGAUCCAAUUUCUUCGACACGGCCUGUUGGCCCCAGCAGGUUGCCAAGGCUAUGGCUGCCAACAACUUGCAAGACAGUUUUUCUCGCGGUAGUGGAAUCAUUGUUUUGGAUUACGUUGAGGAGGACAACUGGAGAAUGACUCGUGAGUUGGUGGACAAGAACUUUUAA